Athene cunicularia (burrowing owl) is the source of this 1547-nucleotide messenger RNA. RefSeq names its product olfactory receptor 1052-like. Gene Ontology annotation, molecular function: G protein-coupled receptor activity; odorant binding; olfactory receptor activity. Gene Ontology annotation, cellular component: membrane. Gene Ontology annotation, biological process: sensory perception of smell; G protein-coupled receptor signaling pathway. The transcript is spliced from 2 exons. The record is from RefSeq and is a predicted model, not a curated record. The coding region runs from base 42 to 1055 and encodes 337 amino acids. Lineage: Eukaryota; Metazoa; Chordata; Aves; Strigiformes; Strigidae.
CCUAACAGAGCACAUGCUGAUAGCAGCAUCCUCAGCAGGCCAUGCCAUCACCCUUCCCUAUUUCGCUCUCUCCUUCUUCCGACAGAUGUGCUGCUACAAAGUGCAGUAAUAUGGCUCAAGGCAAUCACACCAUGGUGACCCACUUCAUCCUCCUAGGACUGACGCGUGAGCCUAAGCUGCAGACUCCUCUCUUCAUCAUCUUCUUCAUGAUUUCUCUCGUCACACUGGUGGGCAAUCUUGGGCUGAUCACACUGAUCAAGACAAACCCCCAGCUGCACACCCCCAUGUACUUCUUCCUCUGCAAUCUGUCUGUUGUUGAUCUUUGCUACUCUUCCGUCUUUUCUCCAAAGCUGCUUGUUGGCUUCUUGGUGGAAAAGAAAAACAUUUCUUACUCUGCCUGCUUUGUCCAGCAUUUCUUUUUCCUUGUGUUUGUGACCACAGAGGUGCUCUUGCUGGCUGUGAUGGCAUACGACCGCUAUGUAGCCAUUUGCAACCCGCUGCUCUACAUUAUUUCCAUGCCCAAGAGGGUCUGCAUUCAGCUGGUGGCUGGGUCAUAUGUUGGGGGGAUUUUGAACUCAUUAAUCCAAACAUGCUGCUUGCUGCUGUUGCCUUUUUGUGGACCCAAUGUCAUCAACCAUUACUUUUGUGACACCAACCCUCUGCUGAAACUCACCUGCUCUGAUGACCACCUCAACGAGCUUCUGCUUGUAACCCUCAACGGGACCAUUUCCAUGUCUGUGCUCAUCAUCAUCCUCAUCUCCUAUGUGCACAUCCUCUUCUCAGUCCUGAGGAUGAGGUCUGCCGAAGGAAGGCACAAAGCCUUCUCCACCUGUGCCUCCCACCUCCUGACUGUGACCUUGUUCUACGUGCCCGCGGGGCUGAGCCACAUGCAACCGGGCUCCAAGUACUCGCUGGAGAUGGAGAAAGUCACCGCCCUGUUUUAUACCCUGGUCAUCCCGAUGCUCAACCCUCUGAUCUACAGCUUGAGGAACAAGGACGUCAAGGAUGCACUUAGAAAAUCGACAGCAAAUAAUAUUUUUGAGGAUGUGCCAUGAAAGGUAAGAAAAGGGAGAAGCAGAGACCGCUGAGAUGCUGGGGGAUGAGAGCAGCAAGUGCUGUGCCCUAGCAUCAGGAAGAUGUGAAAUCAGUGAGUGAAAAGAACGCCCCAGCAUGGCUGUGACUGUGCCAAAAAAACCUCUGCUGCUUUGCCUCCAGCCCUGGAGGGACCUUCCACUGUGCAGCUGGGAGCUUUUCCUGCUGAACUCCCAGGAAUUUUCCUCCCUGGGGGAUGAAAGCUGCGGCUUGUCUCUGCCUGUACCCGACAGCAUAGCAGGGCUCUUGGCCGCCCGCAUGGAUCUCAUCCUACACCUUGCUUCCUACAGCUGCAAGAUGCUUAACUCAGCCAAACGGGUUUGUUCUGCGAGGGAAACAGGCUUCACCUUCCAUCUGCUUUAGGAGGAGAAGCAGCGGCAGCAGGGAGUCGUAUUUCUCCCUGUUAGCAAGGAGUUUAGCAGGAUUGACUGUAACUAGCAAUGAAGAAAUUUUUU